Histoplasma capsulatum G186AR is the source of this 2643-nucleotide messenger RNA. RefSeq lists its product as uncharacterized. Gene Ontology annotation, molecular function: CoA-ligase activity. Gene Ontology annotation, biological process: secondary metabolic process. NCBI's taxonomy places the organism in Eukaryota, Fungi, Ascomycota, Eurotiomycetes, Onygenales, Ajellomycetaceae. The coding region runs from base 1 to 2643 and encodes 880 amino acids. The record is from RefSeq and is a predicted model, not a curated record. The transcript has 4 exons.
AUGGUGCCAAGUUGUGCUCCUGAGGGACUGGUACCACUGAAAUCCGGGAAUGCGGACUCAUUUACCAUGGCCGCUAAGCUCAUGGUGUGCCAAAACCUAACCGAAAUGCUUGAGUCGUCUGCCAGUUGCAGCAACGCACCUAUGGAAUUCCACUCUGCAGAUUUAGCAAUGCGAUCCAAAGUUCUGACCACACAGCAGCUCUGGAACCAGGCUCAUGAAAACGCCCAGUUUAUUCAUGGUAUUCAAAAUGUCACAGAGGAUACGUCCGUGGUAGUAGGUAGCUACCUACCUGCGAUAUUACCGGCGUUCGUCAACGAUCUAACUCAGCGACGAAAACAAAUUUUACACCUAAAGUCACUGUUCAAAGAGCCACUUAUUCUCACGUCGGACCGCCUGGUUCAUGAGUUUCUGAAUAUCGACGGACUUAACAUUAUCACAGUCGAAAACCUCGUCAGCACUCUUCCAAAUGUAGUCGACUGCAGUACUGGAAAUGCAAAGGCCGUGGUUUUACGAAACAGCCAAAUUAAAGCUGCGGUGGCAGGGAAGAUAUCUCAUCAUGGCACAAGAAAGAGUGAUGUUUUCCUAGGAUGGGUUGCCCUAGAUCACGUUGCGUCACUCUGCCAAAUUCAUUUGCAUGCCCUUGCUCUGGGUGCAAGACAGGUUUUUGUUGACAAGACAGAUGUUUCGAACAGCCCAAUGUAUUUCUUGAACCUCAUCCACAGCCUGCGAAUCAGCGUGACCUUUGCCCCAAACUUUUACCCGACAGCGUUGUCAAAUUUGCUUGAGAAAAUGCAACCCUGUACGAUAACAAGUACAGGCUGGGGUUUGUCAUGCUUGAAGGUCAUAUUUUCAGGAGGAGAAGCGAAUUCUCUGCAAACCUGCAUCAAUGUCACAACCCAUUUAAUAGCCUUGGGCGCGAGGAGAAAUGUUGUGAGCCCGGGAUUUGGCAUGACCGAAACCUGUGCAGGUUCGAUGCAUAACCUCUGCUGCCCAAGCUAUGAUAUCAAAAUGGGUUUUGAAUUUACCACCGUGGGUCCAUGUGUUCCAGGUAUGGCUGCAAGAGUUGCUGCUGACGACGGCCGUGUCAUCGAAAUCCCCAAUGUCCCCGGCUCUCUACAGAUUAAAGGGGAAUUAGUGUUUAAAGAAUACUUUAACGAUCCGCUCGCAACGUCUGCCAGCUUUACUAAUGACGGCUGGUUUAUUACUGGGGAUUCUGCCCUCAUCGAUGGUUCUGGCUAUCUGCACCUCUGUGGCCGAAUGAAGGAUCUCAUUAUAGUAAACGGAGUGAAUUACUACCCCCAUGAGCUUGAACGUGCUAUUGAAGAAGCCAAACUCCCUAGGUUGAUCCCUACGUAUACAGUCGUCUUCUCUCAUCGCCCCAAUGGCGCCUCGACUGAAAAAGUUGUGGUAGUGUUCUCUCCAGCGUGCGGUCAUACGAGCGCCGGAAGCUUUGCAGCUUCAUUCGAUGCGAUCUCAAAGAUCACCGCUCGGUUACUUGGGGUAAGUCCGUACCGGAUAGUGCCAGUUGACACAUCACUAAUCCUAAAAUCGACUCUUGGAAAAAUCUCAAGGCCAAAAAUUGCGGCAGAAUAUCUCGCUGGGGAAUACGAUACCUGCUAUGCGACGGCAGCGGAAGCCAUAAGACUAUACCGUCAAACCAAUCUAAGGAGGCCUGAGAGUAAAAUUGAGAAGUCAAUCGCUGAUUUGUUCGCGAACAUGUUCCACACUCCAACUUCCGAGAUCGGAAUUGACACCAGUCUCCUGGAUAUGGGAGUAUCUUCUGUUGAAAUUAUAGCUUUUAAAUCAAAUGUACAAAAGAUUCUCCACCUGGAUCAGGAAAUCCCAUUGAUGUCUGUGUUGAUGGACCCUACAAUCCACGGUAUUGCAGCGGCGAUACAACAAAUGCGGCAACCAAAACAAUAUAAUCCUGUUGUUAAACUUCGUUCAUCCGGCGAAAGGUCUCCUCUCUGGCUUGUACAUCCCGGUGUUGGCGAAGUCUUGGUUUUCUUAAACCUCGUGAAGUACAUCAAUGACCGCCCGCUAUAUGCACUCCGAGCUCGAGGGUUUGAAGCAUGGGAGGAGUUUUUUACUGACCUCCCUGAAAUAUCUAAUGGGGACGAAAUUAGGUUCCUAGGUUCUUUCAACCUACCGCCACAUAUCAAAGAUCGUAUGCGCCAGCUCGAUUGGGUAGAAGCUGGUAUCAAUCUCUCUUAUUUCUUGGACCUGAUAUCAGAGGAACACGCCCUCGAAUUGUCGCCUAAAUUACAUGAACUCUCUAACGAUGACGCCCUCGACCACAUCAUGUCUUGUGCUGCACAGAGUCGUUUGGUGGAGCUAUCUCUAACCAGGAACAAGCUGAGGACCUGGAUAACACUUGCCCACAAGAUGCAGGAAGCUGCAUUAGAGUACGAACCUUCUGGCUCCGUGGCAAGCAUUGAUGUAUUCCACGCUAUACCCCUGAAGCUGGUAGCAGCGAACCCAACCGAUUGGAUAGAGAAUAAAUUGAGCAAAUGGGCUGAUUUCUCAAGAGAGAUGCCUCGAAUGCAUCAAGUGGACGGUGCGCAUUACACAAUGAUGUCGCCAGAGCAUGUAUUUACAUUUCAAAAAACUCUUCAGAAGGCUUUGCGUGACCGUGGGCUUUGA